AUGGAUAUUAGGGAUUUAGUAAAGCAACACAUUUUUGUGAAACUUGGUGAUGGACAGAAAACAUCAAUGUGGUUUGACAAAUGGUAUGUGGAUGGGCCUUUAUGUGCCUUCAUUAAUAGAAGAGCUUUAUAUGAUGCUAGAAUGGAAGAUAACAUUACUGUUGACAAAAUGAUUUGCAAUGGGCAAUGGAGAUGGCCUGCUGGAUGGACAGAAGAGUAUCCUGCACUUAGAGAAAUUGUUGUUCCUAAUAUUCUCAUUGGGGCAGAGGAUAGAAUGUGGAUCACAAAUGACAAUCAACUGGAUUAUCUGUUAAUUGAGCUAGUGAAGAAGCACAAUGCGAAGAAUUGGAAGAGAAUAGCUGAAAGUAUUCCAGGCCGGACAACUCGUCAGUGUUUCUCUCGUUGGAAAAAAGUUCUUAAUCCUGACAUUAUCAAAGGGAUAUGGACCAAGGAGGAAGAUGAUCAUAUUGUAAAGCUUGUGGAGGCUCAUGGUUGUUUGAAAUGGUCACUUAUUGCAAAGUAUUUACCCGGUCGAAUUGGAAAUCAAUGUCGGGAGAGGUGGCACAACCGUUUAAAUCCAGCUAUAAAGAAAGCAGCAUGGAGUAAAGACGAGGAAUUAAUUUUUACAAAUUACCACCAUAUGUAUGGGAACAAAUGGACUGAAAUAGCUAGAUUUCUACCAGGAAGGACUGCCAACGCGAUCAAAAACCAUUGGAAUUGCUCUUUGAAGAGAAAGUUGGAUGUAAACAUGCCUACUGUUUUGCCACCUAAUGAAAAUACACAUAAAGAGCCUUACAACAGUGAAACAAAAAAGGAAAGCAGAGGACCGACACAAAAUAUUGUUCAAAACACGUUAUUUACUCAAAAAAGUGUAUUGGAAAGUGAAUGGAUGUCCCCGAAGGGGCUAUCAGAGAAGGAUUUGAAUGCAUGUUCCGCCCUCUUAUCUCUAGGAAUCAGUAAUUUUGGUAGUACCAAUCAAGAUUGUCCAGGUUUUGCCAGAUUCGCUAAAGGCAAUGAGUUCAAGACACCAUCAAGGCAUUCUGAUCCUAUUACAGACUCUCAUAUGAUAUAUGAACCUCGUAAAAGGCAUAAGAUAGAUGACGUUAAUGAUUUGAAACCCUGGUCUUCACCAGAGCCUUUUUUUCUGAAUUCAUCUACAUUUGGCGUUCGUGAAAAUAGUGGACUCCCACAUCCGCAAAACAGUUUUGGACGUGAAAUUGAUCAGUUAUCUUGUGUGGCUCCCCCUGAUCUUACAAGCAUCUCAUUUAGUAACAGUAGUCCAGAAUCUUUCUUGACAAACUCCGAAACGAGUUCAAAUAGCACACGUUUCAUCUUAGGGAAGGAGUUUUCUGUUGUUUGUUUAUGUCAAUGUACACUUGGUCAAUAUCACACACAUUCAUGUGGAAUCAAUCAUGGAAAAAAAAUCAAGACCGCUGGUUCAGAAAACAUGAAGCCAAGUUCAGACUUGUGGGUUCAUAGAUCUAAACCAUCACUAGGAAGAUACCUGGAUCGUAUGUUCAGUUCAGAAUGGGAUUUAACUGUUGCCAAAGCUUCAACCAGAGUUGUAUAGCUCCAUCUACAAAUGUGAAUAUGGACACUGGAUGCUAAGUGGUGACUCUUUGAUUUACUGUAAUUGGACAUAAUAAAUGGUUGAACCAGAAUAAUGGUGCAUGCAAAGCUAAGAAUAACAAGCAGACAUCUUUAUGUUUAGCUGUAGCACCUUACUGGACGGAAGUAAAGAGUAAAACGAAGUUUCUUAGGCAGCUUCAGAAAUGGUAUUGCAUUUAUAGAUGAAUGCUUUAUUGUGCCGGCGUUUUUGGCCUAAUAUGAAGAGGCCUAACUAGAUAAGAAAAUCCUAACUAGAUACUAAUAAGAAAACGAAUAUAGGUCUAAUUAGCAAUUCAUUAUAGUCUUUUGGACUUGCAAUACUAAUAAUACAAAAUUACAAAUAUAUCAA
This is a messenger RNA of Erigeron canadensis, 1956 nucleotides long. RefSeq names its product transcription factor MYB3R-3-like. Lineage: Eukaryota; Viridiplantae; Streptophyta; Magnoliopsida; Asterales; Asteraceae. Gene Ontology annotation, biological process: regulation of DNA-templated transcription. Gene Ontology annotation, molecular function: RNA polymerase II cis-regulatory region sequence-specific DNA binding; DNA-binding transcription factor activity, RNA polymerase II-specific. The coding region runs from base 1 to 1569 and encodes 522 amino acids. The record is from RefSeq and is a predicted model, not a curated record. The transcript has 7 exons. Gene Ontology annotation, cellular component: nucleus.